AAAAUUAAAAAUUCCUCACAAAAAAUCACACUCCCUCACUUUGUACUUCCGCUCAACACAUUUAUACCCACAAGCAAAUCAAAUCACCUCCUCAUUCGGACUCCAAGCUUCGAGAAUCAAUCGGAAUUAAUGGAUGGGCAUGAUGGAGAUAGUUCAAAACAAAGCACUGAUAUGACUGUAUUUGUACAAAAUCUUCUUCAACAAAUGCAAAGUAGGUUUCAGGCAAUGUCUGAAUCUAUCAUUUCAAAAAUUGAUGAGAUGGGCAAUCGGAUUGAUGAAUUGGAGCAGAGCAUUAAUGAUCUGAGGUCAGAAAUGGGUCAAGACGGGUCUCCAUCACCAUCAGUGGCAUUGAAGUCCAAGGAAGAGCCCAAGUCGGAAAGUGAUUCAGCGUAAAACUAUGCAUACUGUAGUAUCUAGAUAUGGCUGGACGGGCUUUUGUCAUGUUUGGUAUGAUUUCCAUAAGAUUAUUUUGCUAUAGUGGGUUAACUCUUGGAAUUUCAGCAUCUUAAUUAUAUUUUCUUUAGAACCGGAUUUCACAAGGAAAAUUCUCCAAAUGCCAUUUGGUCUUUCUUGAAUUUGUUGUAUUCUCUAUAUGUAGUGUAAUAUACUUGGGAGCUUGUUCAAGCCUAUCCAUGUGGUUU
Ipomoea nil (Japanese morning glory) is the source of this 641-nucleotide messenger RNA. Its product is annotated as heat shock factor-binding protein 1-like. NCBI's taxonomy places the organism in Eukaryota, Viridiplantae, Streptophyta, Magnoliopsida, Solanales, Convolvulaceae. The record is from RefSeq and is a predicted model, not a curated record. Gene Ontology annotation, molecular function: transcription corepressor activity. The coding region runs from base 130 to 393 and encodes 87 amino acids. The transcript has 5 exons. Gene Ontology annotation, cellular component: nucleus; cytosol. Gene Ontology annotation, biological process: cellular heat acclimation.